UUUCUGCGCUUGUAAAAAAAAAAUUGAGCUGAGAAGGCAAGCCCCAGUCUCCCUCGCCGCCGCCGCCGCCGCCGCCGCCGUCUCCUUUCCCAUGCGAUGCCCUCGCCCGGCGGUCGCGUGGCCACCUACCUCCACCGCGCGCGCCUCAUCGACUCGUUGCGCCUCCGCCUGCGCUCCCCUUCCUCCUCCUUCUCCCCGCCGCCGCCGCCCGACGACCCCGUGGUCGCGCUCCACGGCAUCCGUGCCGCGCCCACGCCGGCGUCGGCGCUCUCCUUCUUCCGCACCCUCCCCUCGCCGGCGCCGCUCCCGCUCUUCCAGGCUCUCGCCUCCCGCCUCGCCAACCCCGCGUCCCUCCCCGACCUCCACUCCCUCCUCGCCUCCUUCCCCCUGCCCCCUCCCCCGCUCACGCGCCUCCGCCUGCUCGCCGCCGCGGGGGAUCACCCCGCCGCCCUCGCCGCCUUCGCCUCUGUCCCGGCCGCCCCGCACCGCCCUGCGGAGGCGCACAACCUCGUCAUCCACCUCCACGCUGCCGCCGGGGACGACACCGCCGCCGUCGACGCGUUCGGCGCCAUGGUCCGCGAGGGCGCGCUCCCCAACGGACGCACCUACACCGUCGUCGUGGACCACCUCGCCCGCGCGGGGUUCGUCGACCAGGCGCUCGAGGUGUUCCGGCUCCUGCCGUCGCUGCGCGCGCCGCGCACCACCCGGCAGUACAACGUGCUCGCCGAGGCGCUCGCGUCGGCCGGCAGGUUCGACCAGCUCCGGUGGCUGGUCCGCGAGAUUGCCGCCGUCGACGGCAUCUUGCCCGGACAGCAGACGCGGGCGGCCAUCGCGGCCAUGAGGGAGGCGGGCCACGUGGAGGGCACGGAGGACUUCGUGGAGGAGCUCUCGCCGGACGCGAGGAUCCCCUUCGCCGUUGGCGACGCUGAGGGUGAGGGAGACAGCGAUGAGGAGGAGGAGGAGGAUGGUGAGAAGAAGAUGAGCAGAGCUAAGGAGACGGCGCUCAAGCCAUGGCUGGACCCGCGCGAGCUGGCGAGGGCGCUAGACGGCUGGGACCCCGAGGAGGUGGCCGAGCUGGAGGCCACUGGGAUCGUCUGGACGCCGCGGCUGGUGUGCAAGCUCCUGCGCGCGUUCAGGAAGCCGGCGACGGCGUGGGAGUUCUUCUGCUGGGUGGCGUGCCGCCCCGGCGGCGAGUUCGCGCACAACCGCCACACCGUGGCGAGGAUGGUCACCAUCCUGGCCCGCGCCGGCCGCGUCGAGCUCGUGGAGCGCCUGCUCGCCAAGGUGCGCGCCGACGGCAUCAUCCUCCCGUUCGCCACCGUGCGGCUAACCAUCGACUUCUACGGGCUAUCCAAGAAGGCCGACGCGGCGGUGCGGGUGUUCCGGGAGGCUGACUCUAUCUGUGGCCCUGUGUCGCGGCCCAACCUGGCGCUGCUCUGCUCGUCACUGCUGAGGACGAUGGCGAAGUGCGGUCGCGGGCGCGACGCCAUGGAACUCCUGGAUGAGAUGAUGACGCGGGGCGUGCUCCCGGACCUGCAAAUGUUCUCGGGGCUGAUGGAGCACCUGGCCGGAGCCGGCGACAUGAAGGGCGUGCACAGGCUGUUCGGGAUGGUGCGGCAGUGCGAGCUGCGGCCCGACGGGUACAUGUAUGCUGUGCUGAUCAGGGCCUACUGCAAGCAGGACCGCGCGGCGCUCGCGCUGAGGCUGUUCGACGAAAUGCGCAGCGCCGGGAUCGUGCCGGACUCGCCCACCAUGGAGCUGCUGGUGAAGAGCCUGUGGCGGGAGGGCAAGCUCCGGGAGGUGGCGCUGGUUGAGGAGAGGUGCGAGGAGAUGGUGGCAGCCGGCGGCGUCCCAGGGGCAGCGCCGGGCCACGUGUGGACAGCCAGCGCUGCGGACCUGAACAAGGUGUAUGAGAUCUACUCCGGCUGCUUCAGGCAGCCUGAUGCAGAGCAAGUGACGGCUGAUGGAGCCAUGGUUUGAUGCUGCUUCACUUGGGAAGUCAGUGUGAUUGCAGCACAGCUGAAGAGGAAGCAUGUCAGCCCUGCAUCGAGGGAUUAGUUCUGCGGUGAAGUAGAAUUGCCAUGGGAAGACACCAAUUCUAAUUUCUGCAUAAGUGUCGCAGCAGGAUGUCUGGUGUAGCAUCCUUGUGCUCUGGUCUCUGUGAUAGGUCAGAGAAACCAAAAAAAUCAUGACAUUAGUGAAAAUGUGCUGCGAAAUGCAGAUCUCCGAAUCGAACGACCAGCGUGGAGCAGCAGUAUAAGAAUCCUCUAACAAAUAUUUGGAAAUUGGCUGAAUUGUAGAGGCCAUGAGACCAGAGUCACCUUGUGCUCAAGUUAUAUUUUGCGUUUAACCAGUGCCGCCUCAAACUUGGAAGUUAAUCUGGAAAUCAAGAGCGCAUGGGUGAACUGGUGCUGGAACUAAGGCAGCCUGAUGCAAACAUCUUGAUGCCGGAUGGAGCCAUUGGAUGAUGCUCCACUUGAGAAUUCAGAUGUCAGUUGAUCUAAGAGCACGGCAGUUUCAGUGUCAGUGUCAGUGCAGUUGUAGGAAGCAUGGCUGCGACGAUGACCAUUAGUUCUGUGGUGAAAUAAAUCGCCACGGGAGACCAAUGCUAGCUUCUGCACAAAUGUUGCAGGAUUUAUCUUUUUUGUCAACCUAAAAGGUCUCUUUCUGACUCUUUUUGGCCAAAUAUUGUCUUUUCGUUUUAACUUGAGCUGUGUGUAGUAUA
Messenger RNA from Lolium perenne, 2725 nucleotides. RefSeq names its product pentatricopeptide repeat-containing protein At5g66631-like. NCBI's taxonomy places the organism in Eukaryota, Viridiplantae, Streptophyta, Magnoliopsida, Poales, Poaceae. The record is from RefSeq and is a predicted model, not a curated record. Gene Ontology annotation, molecular function: protein binding.